Molecule: messenger RNA, 1650 nt
Organism: Scleropages formosus (Asian bonytongue)
Lineage: Eukaryota; Metazoa; Chordata; Actinopteri; Osteoglossiformes; Osteoglossidae
Gene: gjd1b
Product: gap junction protein delta 1b
Exons: 2
Coding region: 736-1650 (304 amino acids)
Biological process (GO): cell-cell signaling
Cellular component (GO): connexin complex
Molecular function (GO): gap junction channel activity
Source: RefSeq, a predicted model, not a curated record
GCUACCAGGGGUCAGUGCUGGAACAGGUACAGUAAAUGAGGCAAGCGGAUUACGGUGUGAGGAGUGUGCGGAUGUGCCGAAUGACAGUGCGAGCACGUAGUGUGUAGUGUAUGGUAGACAGCAGUAGGGGGACCUGCAGCUGGUCAGUUGGUUUGAGUGAUUGAGUGAUAGAAGGUGUGGAAAGGAGGAACAGUUCGGUACAAGAGGCAGCGGGAAAGAGGGUACCGCAAGAAUCAGGUAGGAGCAACUCUCAGAGAGCAGCUGGUGUGCCGCAGGUCGAGGGAGAGAACGGGCUUGGAGAGGGGAAGAGCUCGAGAGGCGGGGAAGCCUGAGCACGUGUCCCGGCGUGUGCGUGGAAGCAGCGUGCAAGGCUUACAGUAGGCGAGGUACAGUGUUCCCAGUGCUGGAGGACAGUGGUAGAGGGAAGGUGAAGCGGAAAACUGCAAACUGCACAGCUCGGUGCUGGAGCAAACCCAGGCAGGUCGGAGGGGUUCCAGCAAGGCCGAGACAGACGGCAUCGUGGGGGUCCAGUGAGUUGCAUGGAAAGGGGUUCCAUCCGCAGCCCGAGGUCAGGAAAAGGCGGCCGGGCAGGAGUUGUACUCCGGCUUUCUCUUGACUGGUAACCGAGCCCCACACCACAACAGACCCACGUGCAGCUCAGGGGCCGGGAGCCCCAGGAGGAGUGUCCAACUCAGCCGAGCAUCCUGCGCCUGUGGAUGCAUUCCGCGCUGAGCCAUGGGGGAGUGGACCAUCCUGGAGCGGCUGCUGGAAGCUGCAGUCCAGCAGCACUCCACCAUGAUCGGAAGGAUCCUGCUGACAGUAGUAGUGAUAUUCCGCAUCCUGAUCGUGGCCAUUGUGGGUGAGACAGUGUAUGAGGAUGAGCAGACCAUGUUCAUCUGCAACACCAUGCAGCCAGGCUGCAACCAGGCAUGCUACGACAAGGCCUUCCCCAUCUCACACAUCCGCUAUUGGGUCUUCCAGAUCAUUCUGGUGUGCACGCCCAGCCUCUGCUUCAUCACCUACUCAGUGCACCAGUCAGCCAAGCAGCGUGACCGCCGCUACUCCUUCCUGUACCCACUGCUCGAGAAGGACUACGGACGCAGCGAAGGCGCCCGCAAGGUUCGCAAUAUCAACGGCAUCCUGGUCCAGAACCCGGACAGCGGGGGCAAGGAGGAGCCAGACUGCCUCGAGGUGAAGGAGAUCCCCAAUGCACCGCGUGGGCUCACCCACUCCAAGAGCUCCAAGGUACGGCGGCAGGAAGGCAUUUCCCGCUUUUACAUCAUACAAGUGGUGUUCCGCAACGCCUUGGAGAUUGGCUUCCUGGCGGGCCAGUACUUCCUGUAUGGCUUCAAUGUGCCAAGCAUCUUUGAGUGUGACCGCUACCCAUGUGUCAAGGAGGUGGAGUGUUAUGUUUCGCGUCCCACUGAGAAGACGGUCUUCCUCGUCUUCAUGUUUGCGGUCAGCGGCAUUUGCGUGGUCCUCAACCUGGCAGAGCUCAACCACCUUGGGUGGCGCAAGAUCAAGACCGCCAUUCGUGGGGUGCAGGCUCGCCGCAAGUCCAUCUGCGAGGUGCGCAAGAAGGACAUGGCUCACCUCUCACAGGUGCCUAACAUGGGCAGGACCCAGUCCAGUGAGUCGGCCUAUGUCUAA